Linum tenue is the source of this 968-nucleotide messenger RNA. Lineage: Eukaryota; Viridiplantae; Streptophyta; Magnoliopsida; Malpighiales; Linaceae. The record is from the annotation of a GenBank genome assembly.
CCUGUUUGUAAAUUGUUAAUGACAUGAAGAGUAAAUAAAAAUAAUAUAGAUGACUAAAAGAUAAUUUGUCUUAUCAAAACCUAAAUCAAACACCAUCAGCCAGCCAUUUCAAUUCCAUAUUUCCAUCCGCCCGCAACGCAGCCGCCAGCCGCUCUUCUCCCAAACUCCCUGCUGCUGCUCGUCGACGUCGACUUCUGCUGCCGGCCAGCCGCCGCCCUGGAACUCUUUCUUCUUCCUGUUCCUGGCCUCCGACCUCACCAUUCAAUCCCGUCGCUGGCGCGCCGCGCAGCUCCACGCGCAGUUCUCGUCGCCGCGCAGUUCGUCACCCAGAUCCCGUCGCCGGCGCGCGGCCCAGCUCUACGUGCAGUUCCCGUCGCCCAGAUCCCCUCGCCGGCGCGCCACCCAGUUCGUCACCCAGUCCCGUCGCCGCAGUCAUUCUCGUCCCCACCCAGCGACGGCAAAAAAUCGGCGGCCAAAAUUCAACCAGUUUAAGAGAGAAGGCAAAAGAUCUCCUCCAUCAAGGAAGUACUGUUGGUUCUCGAGCAUAAUGGCAAAGGCUUAUUUCAAGUUAUUCUGCAUCAUGGUUUUAACUCUUUUACUUUUUGGUGGUGAGAGUAAUAAUAUUGGAGUGGAAGGUAUCAACUUCAGCGUACCUUGCAAAACUGAUGCUGAUUGCAAGGCCCCACCGGGAGCAUGUGCUUGCAACGUUGAAAUCGGCCACUGUUUCUGCCCACCACCCAAACAAGAGCCGAAUCCAGAGAAUUCCAAGGGCGUCUAUGAAGGCAAUUAAAUCACAUGGAAGAUAGAGUUCAGUAUUAUGCAUGAGCAGAUCUCAAAAUAAUUCAUGUGUAUUCAUGAUCAGGCAAACAAUAAAAUAAAACUUUUGGAGUAGCACUUUCCUUUAAACCAGAUUCAUACCUCUGCUUGCUUCUAUCUCAAUUUUUAUCAUAGAAGUAGUCUCUUCCAAU